Molecule: messenger RNA, 3208 nt
Organism: Acinonyx jubatus (cheetah)
Lineage: Eukaryota; Metazoa; Chordata; Mammalia; Carnivora; Felidae
Gene: PRKAG3
Product: protein kinase AMP-activated non-catalytic subunit gamma 3
Exons: 12
Coding region: 93-1802 (569 amino acids)
Source: RefSeq, a predicted model, not a curated record
CGGGGGACGGGAGCUGGGGCAGCCGAGGCCAGGGGAUUGCGAGCACACCACACCCUGUGAACGAGUGUGAAUGAGUGUGUGUGCGUGUGCGCAUGAGCCUGUGGGUGCCUGUGAACACGUGUGCGCGCGCGUGUGUGUGUUCUUUGUGUCAGCGACGUAUGUGGUGCUCUGCAUGCCUGGGAAUGGUUGGAUGUGUUUUUCCGAGUGUGUCGAAGUGUUGGUGUAUGGGUGUGUUUGCGGGGGUGCACCUGUGCGUGCAUGCGUGUGCGUGCUUGCACGCGCACACGUGGUGGGAAAGGAAGCUACCCGCGGGUUCGGGGAUGCAGGGCGUUUCCCCACCCCUUCAGACAUUCUUCUCCUCGCAGAACCCAUCCUGGAGCAGCCUUGGGGGACCUGAGCGUCAAGAGAUGAGCUGUCUAGAACAAGGAGAGAACACUUCAUGGCCAUCGCCGGCCAUGACCGCAGGCUCAGAAAGAAGCCAUGAGAAACAGGGGGCCAAGGCCUCCAUGUGGACAAGGCAGGAGGCUGUGGCAGAAGGGGAGCUGCCGGGUCUGGGGGAAGAUCCCCAGGCCAAGCCACCUGCUGAGUACGCCGGACUGGAGGCCACGUUCCCCAAGGCCACACACGUGUCCCAGGCUGCUCCUUUGGCCAAAGUGGGCACCCCACCAACAGAGUGGGACGUCUUCCCCCCUAACCACGAAGCCUCGGCCGCUGGCUCCAGCACAGAUGAGCUGGAGCUGGACAUAGGGUUCCCGGCCACAGCAUCGUGGGGGUAUGAGCUCGGCCUGGUGGAAGAGAGGCCUGCCCUGUGCCCAUCCCCACGGGCCCUGUUACCCAGGCUGGGCUGGGACGACGAACUGCAGAAGCCGGGGGCCCAGAUCUACAUGCACUUCAUGCAGGAGCACACCUGCUAUGACGCCAUGGCAACCAGUUCCAAGCUGGUCAUCUUCGACACCACGCUGGAGAUCAAGAAGGCCUUCUUUGCCCUAGUGGCCAACGGCAUCCGGGCGGCACCGCUGUGGGACAGCAAGAAGCAGAGCUUCGUGGGGAUGCUGACCAUCACAGACUUCAUCUUGGUGCUGCAUCGCUAUUACAGGUCCCCGCUGGUCCAGAUCUAUGAGAUUGAAGAACAUAAGAUUGAGACCUGGAGAGAGAUCUACCUUCAAGGCUGCUUCAAGCCUCUGGUCUCCAUUUCUCCCAGCAGCAGCCUGUUCGAAGCCGUCUACACCCUCAUCAAGAACCGGAUCCACCGUCUGCCGGUCCUGGACCCGGUGUCAGGCGCCGUGCUCCACAUCCUCACACACAAGCGACUGCUCAAGUUCCUGCACAUCUUUGGCUCCCUGCUGCCCCAGCCCUCCUUCCUCUCCCGCACCAUCCAAGAUCUGGGCAUCGGCACAUUCCGAGACUUGGCCGUGGUGCUGGACACGGCGCCCAUCCUGACGGCCCUGGACAUCUUUGUGGACCGGCGCGUGUCUGCGCUGCCUGUGGUCAACGAAGCUGGACAAGUCGUGGGCCUCUACUCCCGCUUCGAUGUGAUUCACCUGGCUGCCCAGCAAACCUACAACCACCUGGACAUGAGUGUGGGCGAAGCCCUGAAGCAGAGGACACUGUGUCUGGAAGGAGUCCUUUCCUGCCAGCCCCAUGAGAGCUUGGGGGAAGUCAUCGACCGGAUUGCCCGGGAGCAGGUACACCGGCUGGUGCUAGUGGACGAGACCCAGCAUCUCCUGGGCGUGGUGUCCCUCUCCGACAUCCUUCAGGCACUGGUGCUCAGCCCUGCUGGCAUCGAUGCCCUCGGUGCCUGAGAAUAUCUGAGUCCUCACUCCCAGGCCGUCUUCCACACGCAGAAGCCAACGAAGGGAGCCAGGGAACACGGUCUCCAUCUUUCCCCACCCCAGUUUGCUGGUUUGGCUGUGGUUCAGGUAGGCUCUGCCCUGGGCCAUCAGCCUCAGCACCAGCCCAUUGGUCUUCCUAGGCUCUCAGAUCUCAGCCUGAGGCCCCCUGAGGAUGGGGGUGCCCAGCUCACUGCUGAGCAGCCCCAUGAAAACUACAAGUAUCAGGACUCCCCGUGGGGUCCCCACUCUGUCCCAUUCUCCACUGAGGUCAUGAGGGUAGUCACAAGAGGGGUGGACAGGGGCUGGGGUCAAGGCAAGGGCAGUGAUGUGAUUUCAGAUGCUCUGGGGAGUUUGACCUGCCUUCUCGCAACUCAGCUCCCACCUGCUGGGAAUCCCACUGGAAGGAAGCAAGUUAAUAAACCUUUGCUGAACGGAAUUUCCACGCUCAGUCAGAACUAUGGCUGAAAGGAGGGGGCUUCUAUCUAAGUAAUCAUCUCAGUAAAUCCGACAUGAUCUCAGACUCUUUCCUGGUACCGUGUUGGCUAGGGGCUGGCUCAGAUUCCACCUGCUUGGCAGUGGAUGGCAAGACGAGGUUCCCCUACUGGAAACGCAACCUCUCCUGCCCACGUAGUCACUGUCUUGUCUUCUCUUUUCCUCACAGGCUUCACCAGCCCUCUGUCAUUGCCCUUGCCCUGCCUGUGCUCCCAGAAGCCCUCAGGAAUUCCCAGUCCUCCAUGGGAUGAUGAAAUUAAGAACAGCUGAGUCGAGCCUGGAGAUCUAUGAACCAGAGGCACUGAGAUUACCCCAGGGCUGCCUGCUCCAUGCCUACCCAUAUCACUUUCCCCCCACUGGCCCCAGUGGAGCGGCGAGCCCUCAGCCAGUUGGGUGUAUUCAGGGGCUCUGGAUUCCUCAGCUUCUGGACUACCUGGGAGGCCCUGCUAUUCUUCCACACUACUAAGGGUGGCUCCCCACAACUUGGCCACUGCCCUUCUUCCCUCCCAGCAUUGAAACAGCAGCCAUGUGGAGAGCCUGUUGAGUGGGGUCCUCCCUCCAUUCUCAUCCCGAGCACCAGCAAACAGUGUUCUCAGUCCCCAGUGACAGCCUGUGUUUGGAUCACUGAGGAUGAACACUGAGAGAACAAAAAGAAAAAGAACAACCAACCCGUGCACUUAAAUUGUAUAAGCUUCACUCCGAAAAUGCUAGUCAUUUGGCCUGAACUUGCAGCAAGAGCCCUGUGCUUUCUGAAUUCAAAGACGCGAGGGAGAAUCUGUAAUUGACAAACGCUACCACUGGCCUUGCUUUUGUGCAUAGAGUGUUAGUUUCUUUUUUCAUUUUUUAUUUAUAACAAAACCAUAAAGAAGAUGUUAAUUAGUUAA